CUCUGCAGUGGGGGCGGGGCUAGCCAUCACGUGAUCCCGCUGGGCAGUGACCUUGUUCCAGAGACAACCUGAAAAUGUCCCAAAUCUGCCAGAGAGUGCUCCGUGUGACAGCCUGGGGUUCCAAGGUGUCUGUCCGUCCUUAUGCUCAAACAGCCGAGACUGCGAUCGGAAAGGAUGGGAUGUCUACAGCAGCUGCUUCCCCACGCAUCUACAACAAGAAUGCAUCCGCUGAGGCGUCUCGCUCCUUUGCAGUGGGGAUGUUUAGUGGCCAGCUUCACACAGACCAAGUAUUCCCCUAUCCGUCAGUACUGAAUGAGGAUCAGUCUCAGUUCCUGAGUGAGCUGGUUGGACCCGUGUCCCGAUUCUUUCAGGAAGUGAAUGAUCCAGGUCUGAAUGACUCUCUACAACAAGUGGAUGAGAAAUCGAUGUCUGGAUUAAAGGAACUCGGAGCAUUUGGUCUGCAGAUACCCAGCGAGCUGGGCGGUAUGGGUCUGAAUAACACUCAGUAUGCACGUCUGGUGGAGAUUGUAGGGCUUCAUGACCUUGGUGUGGGCAUCACUCUGGGAGCUCAUCAGUCCAUUGGCUUCAAAGGAAUUCUUCUGUAUGGGACCCAGGAGCAAAAGACAAAGUACUUUCCUCGGCUGGCUUCGGGUGAAACUAUAGCUGCUUUUUGCCUGACUGAGCCUUCCAGUGGGUCAGAUGCAGCGUCUAUCCAAACUACUGCCAAGAAGAGCCCAUGUGGGCAGUAUUAUACCCUCUCUGGUAGUAAGAUCUGGAUAAGUAAUGGGGGCAUUGCUGAUCUACUCACGGUGUUUGCGAAGACUCCAGUUACAGACCCGGCGAGUGGUGAAACGAAGGAGAAGAUCACUGCGUUUAUUGUAGAGAGAGGAGAGGGGAUCACUAGCGGCCCGCCAGACAGCAAGCUAGGGAUCCGCGCCAGUAAUACUGCAACCGUCUAUUUGGAUGAUGUACGGGUCCCAGCCGAGAACGUGCUAGGAGGGGAAGGGAAUGGAUUCAAGGUUGCAAUGAAUAUCUUAAAUAACGGGCGCUUUGGUAUGGCAGCCGCAUUGUCCGGCACCAUGAAAGGCAUGAUCCAAAAAGCUGUGGACCAUGCUGCAAGCCGAGUCCAGUUUGGUAAUAAACUCCAUCAUUAUGGAGUUAUACAGGAGAAGCUGGCUCGGAUGGCCGUGUUGCAGUAUGUUACCGAGUCCAUGGCAUACAUGAUCAGCGCAAAUAUGGAUUCCGGGAGUAAAGAUUUCCAAAUUGAAGCCGCGAUCAGUAAAAUCUUCGGUUCGGAAGCUGCCUGGUGUGUAACCGAUGAAUGUAUUCAGAUUUUGGGUGGAACCGGUUUCAUGAAGGACGGCGGAGUGGAGCGUGUUCUCCGUGAUCUUCGCGUUUUCAGGAUAUUUGAGGGAACCAAUGACAUCCUCCGAUUGUUUGUAGCACUACAAGGCCUACAGUGUGCCGGGAAGGAGCUGAAGUCUUUACAGAAGGAGCUGAGCCAGCCGCUAAGUAACCCUUCAUUACUGCUGAGGGAGCUGGCGAAAAGAGCACGAAGGAAGGCUGGUCUGGGGACAGGACUCACUCUAACAGAACAUGUCCACCCAGAGUUGAAAAGAAGCGCAGAAUUGGCUGUUGUAUGUGUGGAGGAUUUUGGUGGCACUGUAGAAGAGAUGCUCAUUAAAUAUGGCAAGAGGAUUGUGGAUGAGCAGUUUGUGCUGGAAAGGAUCGCAAACUGCGCCAUUGAUCUCUACGCCAUGAUUGUUGUGUUAUCCAGGAGUUCACGCUCCCUGUCUCAAGGGCUCCCAACAGCACUGCAUGAGAAGAUACUUUGUGAUAUCUGGUGUUCGGAGGCAGAGCCCCGUGUACGUAAAACCCUGCAGACCUUGCGGAGCGGAGGGGGAGGAACCGCACUCUUCAGGAACUUGCGUUCAGUGUCUGCUGCUCUUGUCGAACAUGGUGGUGUGGUGGCUUCUCAUCCACUGGGCUUCUAAGUGGAGUCAUACUGUCAUGAAGUUGAUGGAAUUGUUUGCUGCUUUCUAUUUCACCACCAAACGUGCCACUAAAAUACUAUACAUGUGUCAUAUUACACGUGACAUCUGUGUAUGGUACGCCCAGGAGGAUUCCUCUCAGCCUUUAAUAUUAUUUGUGAAGUGCCUCCAGGAUAAUAAAUAUUGGAAUUUGACU
Messenger RNA from Pelobates fuscus (common spadefoot toad), 2187 nucleotides. It is a transcript of the gene ACADVL, whose product is annotated as acyl-CoA dehydrogenase very long chain. The record is from RefSeq and is a predicted model, not a curated record. The coding region runs from base 75 to 1994 and encodes 639 amino acids. The transcript has 20 exons. Lineage: Eukaryota; Metazoa; Chordata; Amphibia; Anura; Pelobatidae. Gene Ontology annotation, molecular function: flavin adenine dinucleotide binding; very-long-chain fatty acyl-CoA dehydrogenase activity; fatty-acyl-CoA binding.